AUGGAAUGGGGGGCCAGCGGAGGACAGAGCGGGGAGGGGAAAAGCGGGCCGAGGGACAGGGUGAAAGGUGAGAAACGAGGGUAUGAGGAAAGAGGGUCCAGGGCGCUGGGGAGUUGGGGAGACGAUGGAGAGACGGGUAGAGCAGCUUGGGCCGAGCUGCGGGGGUGGAAUCCAGACGCCGGGCGGGGGAGGGGGCGGCGGGACGGUGGGUGGGGGCCACCAGGCGGCGCCGGAGACCACCAAACUUUACAGCGAGCGAGCCUGCUUCCUGGAGGGAGUGCAGACAAGGACCAGGAGCGGGAGCCGAGCCUCGCGGCCCGGGGCACGUCGCCGCCCGCCCCUCCCCGGCAGUGCCUCCCGACCCCCUGCCCUCCGCUGGGACAUGGCCUGAGGCCCCGCCCGCCGCCCGGGACCCCUCCCCCACGCUGCCCUCGGACCCUCGCCCCAGGACCGCGGGGUCUCUUCCCGGCCCCGCCGCCCGCCCCGGCGAGAACAGGCCCGGCGGGCAAGGCGGCGGCGGACCGAGGGAGGCCUGGCCCGGCAGCGGGGAGAAGGGUGCGGCGCAGCCCGAGUUUCCCACCUUUUCUCCUGGCCCAGACGCGGCUGGGGCGGACGGGACCUCUCGCGCUCUGCCUCCUCCUCUUGCUUCAUGGAGCCAUGCGCCUGGGUGGGGGCUCCCGAGAGAAGCUGGCCUGCGGGCGGGCCGGACGCGCUGCGCGGACGGGGCGGGGCGAAGGAGGCCGGCGGGCGGAGGAGGAAGCGGCGGGGCGGCGGCGGCGGCGGCCGGGAAGAACUAGAGGUAUUCCCCGGGCGGCUGGAGGACUGAGUCGAGCCGGGACCCGAGUCCUCCGGUAUCCCAGCAGCCACCGGAGGCAGUGAGGUAAUGGAGGAAGAAUGUAGGGAGUCCUCCAGUGGACCACACUCCUUCUAGCGAGCCUCGGAAACCAUAGAGAUCAGGGCUCAGCCGGAGGGCCGGCCCACUGCUGUCACGUGGCCUCCAUCCGUGCGCUUUAUUGGCUGGUGCUGGCUUUACGGGGUUGAAUUUUGGACGCUGCCUGCCAUUCGUGGGACCGAGUUUCAGGCAGCUGGAAUAAAGAGAGACAUCGGGGGAAAGCCGCGAGAAGGCCAGCGUCCCUGGCUGGGAGCAGAGCUAGCCGAGUAGGGCGCCCGGCUGUCAAACUGGCCGGCGCAGUGCACGCUGGGCCGCCCCGGAGCGGUCGCAGAGCCCGUCGGGAGUCGUAGUCCGGGACGGGCCCGCGGCAUUGUCCGCGACGCAGCUCGGGAUCCGGGUCGGGUUGUCGGCUGAGUUGCUGCCGGGCACCGUCGAGCGUUAGCCACCCAGCAUUGAGCUGCCAGCGGCUGUUCUCCCUAAGCACCCUCGCUCACGUCGCCUCGCCUCGCGUCGCCUGACCGGCCGCAGCCUUGGAUACCAGCCUUGAAUCGAGCCGACUACGGCCCAGCCCCGCCCGCGGCGAGGUGCGUGGGGUUCGGUGCCAGCCGCUCGCCCUUGGCCGGGCCAGCCUCUUGCACCGGGGACGGGCGCGCCCAUCCGACUCUUCGAGGGGCGGCAGGGCCCCAUCUGUGUCUUUCGCUCUCGAGCCCCCAGCUAGAGUUGGCUUCAGCGGAAUACCUACUGUGCAGGAUUAUUCAACAAGCCGAUUGAUCACAUUCUUCAGCUCUAACAGUGCAAAGGCUUCACUGAAAAAGAACAUUACAAAUUUUUUUUGAAAGAAAUUUGGGGGUAAAUUUAAUUUUAAAUACUGAUUUUUGAUAACAUUUGAUCUUAUGAUAGCAUUUGUAUUUUUAAUUACAGAUAGGAUUACACUAAAAGUCAUUUCUGACCUGCGCCCUUACCCUUAUGGCUAAAAUAAACUGCUAGGCCCUGAAGCAAAGGCGAGCCAUGUUCUAGAGCAAUGUCUUUCUUGUAUUAAAAUACGGCCCCAUGCUCACAUAUAGGCUGUUUUGUGUUUUGCUUUUCUGUUGAUGCACAAAGGAAUCCUUGAUAUGUUUGUCCUCAAAGACCAAAGACAAGUAUCUAGUAAAAAAUGCAAAUCAUAUCUAACAGUGAAGCUUUCCAGCAAAAACCUUCUGCUCUAGAAUGCAUAAUUAUGCGAGCAUAAGAUCUACUACUCCAGACUUUUAGCAUAAUUACCUAUAGGCAGCAAAACCCUAGUCAAUUGAGUGUCUGGUACCUCUUGGACCUGGACUUCUCCAAGAGAAUGGGCAAGGAGGACGAAAAGGAAGAGACAGCUAUGCUUUGUGAAACAGGAGGUGACUUGAAAAAAAAUUCUAUAGUAGUCUUCUUAAUUCCUGUUACAGACUUGAUAUGCUUAUCUGCUGUUGAGGACACGGUUGCCAGUUUCUAACCUUCUCUGUCUGCCUGAAAAACUAGAAAUUAGAUGAUCAUAUGGCCUAGAGCCAGAAGUGCAGGAGGCAGAAAGCCAGGGGCCAGUUUUUUUCUUUUUGUUUCUGAAUAAGAAGGCCAAAUCCUGACUUAAAAUAAUCAAAAUAAAUUUUACGGAGUGACGGUCUUUCCAGCUGAAAACCUUAAAACAUGGCAUCUGGAAGAAGGCCUUAGUCUAUUGCUCCCAGGGUGGUACUAUAUAGUCAUUAAAUAGCCCACAGAUAAGGGAGUUAUUGCUCCCUCGUUAUUGGGCUGCCAGGAAUUAAAUGAUGGAACUAAGUUUCACUUGAAACAUUCCCAAAUUAAAACAAAAACAAGCCUUGCUUUGAGCUGUUGAAAAGGCAUUUUACUGAGAAGAUCCAGAUGCUAUUGCUGUUCUUAAAUGAUGUUGAAAGGCAAAGGGUCAGGACUUUCAAAAAGUCACUUUGAGGUCACCUCACAUAAGCAAGCAACAGUUUGAACUGAUGCAAAAACAAACAAAUUAUGAACAGGAGGAAGAAACUAAAAUGAGGGCAGUAUAUGCCAUAAAUAUGGAAGAGGCUGUCUCUUAUUUAUCUUCUCAUUUCCUGUACAUAAUACAGAAACCUGGUAUGUAAUAGGCAUACAAUUAUUUGUGGCUCAACUGAAUAAACGAAGAUGGAAACCAGCAAGCAGCGGGCAGAUAAUAUACUUGGGAAAGGAGAACUGCAGAGACGCUGGGUCGCUCAAGGCCUCUGCAUGAUCCUCAAAUGUCACCCCAAUCUGCUGUGACAUAGCUACACCACUCAUCAGAAUACCCCAAAACAAAUUGUCUGCCUCCCUUAUGUACAACUUUUAUCAUUUCUUAUCUCGGAUGGUUAAGAAUAUGUAGUAAUGGCCGGGCGCGGUGGCUCACGCCUGUAAUCCCAGCACUUUGGGAGGCCGAGGCAGGAGGAUCACCUGAGGUCAGGAGUUCGAGACCAGCCUCAACAUGGAGAGACCCCGUCUCUACUAAAAAUACAAAAUUAGCCGGGCGUGGUGGUGCAUGCCUGUAAUUCCAGCUACUCGGGAGGCUGAGGCAGGAGAAUUGCUUGAACCUGGGAGGCAGAGUUUAUGGUGAGCUGAGAUCGCGCCAUUGCACUCCAGCCUGGGCAACAAGAGCGAAACUCCAUCUCAAAAAAAAAAAAAGAAUAUGUGGUAAUGGUUAAGAGUCCACUGUGGAAUCAGCCUGCAUAGGUCCAAAUCCCAGCCCUGACUGAAUACCUGUGAACAAGUUAUAUCAGUGACUCAGGCUUAUUAUCUGUAAAAUGGGGAUUAUAGCAUUCCUGCCUCGUAGGGAUGUUAUGAGAUUUAAAUACCAAUAAGUCUGUACAUUAUAAACCUUAUCAGAUUGGCGUGGUGAAAAUGCUCAGUAACUGAGCCUCGUGAGCAUUAGAAUGUUGAGAUCAGCAUGAAGUUAGCCUGUAUACUGGGCAUACACAUUCUUCUGGAUUUGCUCCUUUUGUGAGCAAUCAAUAAUGAGCUAAAGGCAUUUGCUAACUAGUAGGAAUGAAAUAAGGUUUCAGACAGGAUCUUGGUGGGUGAUGUAGAUUUUAUCUGUCCCAUUUGUCCCAUUUCUCAACUUGAAGUGAGUCUGGCCUUGGUCUGCAUCUGUGCUCUCCCCUUCACAAAAGGCAGGCCCAGAGAGACUCCAGAGAUGGCCCCUGUCUCCUGUGUGUCCUCCGCCGCUGUGUCCACUUGGGCACGUCAAAGGUAUGAUCGGUACUUAUCUGAUUAAAACAGAUCUUUGUAUAUA
Messenger RNA from Gorilla gorilla gorilla (western lowland gorilla), 4157 nucleotides. RefSeq names its product WAS/WASL-interacting protein family member 1-like. The record is from RefSeq and is a predicted model, not a curated record. NCBI's taxonomy places the organism in Eukaryota, Metazoa, Chordata, Mammalia, Primates, Hominidae. Bases 1 to 879 code for a protein of 292 amino acids. The transcript is spliced from 2 exons.